Molecule: messenger RNA, 681 nt
Organism: Hydra vulgaris (swiftwater hydra)
Lineage: Eukaryota; Metazoa; Cnidaria; Hydrozoa; Anthoathecata; Hydridae
Product: ARL14 effector protein-like
Source: RefSeq, a predicted model, not a curated record
UUUUGUUCUUUUUAAAGGUAUUUACUUGUUUGUAUUUUCUUAAAGAAUUACUUUUAAUUUUAUAGUUUUUAUAUUAUUUUGUUAGGUAAUAAAUAAUAAAAAUAAUUAAUAUGGAGAAAUGUGACAUUGGAAAAAGUCUUAACAUUCAUUGCCACAAAAUUGGAUUUUCAAGAAAACAAGGUUUUGUUCAAUUUAAAGAUCUUCCUUGUGAAAAACAAGAAGAAAUAAUAUGGCGAGCAAAUUUAAAGGAAAAAUAUAGUUCAAUAAGAAUUAUAUGUUGUUAUCAUGAGCAAUUCUAUGGAAAAUAUUUUGAGAGAAAAAUUACAAAGUGUUGCAAUCCUUUUGGAACACACAAGGAAAGUAAAAAAAUUGCUAUAAAAGGUAAUAUAAAGAUUUCCAUAGACAUGGCAAACUAUUUGCAAAAAAAUAAUGUUUAUGUAACCCCAGGUUGGAAAUUCUGCAGUAAAUGUUACAAAAAAGCAAUAGAAACUGAUGAAGAUUUAAAUUCACAGGAGGAAUGGGAAUCAAAAAGUGAGACAAAAAAUUAAGUUAGAUACCACCAUAGAAUUGCUUGGAAUCUCACCGGUCAAAAUAAAAAGUCUUUCAAAACACAGCAAAUUGCCUGUAGCAAAACAAAAGUUUGAGAACACUAUUGACAGAGUUGCAAAAAUGGUCUCAAUA